Molecule: messenger RNA, 466 nt
Organism: Cladocopium goreaui
Lineage: Eukaryota; Dinophyceae; Suessiales; Symbiodiniaceae
Source: the annotation of a GenBank genome assembly
AGGUCACAGCUGCGGAGCUCACUUCCGUUUACUGGGCGGCUCUGAGCUUGGCGCGUCUGACUGCCACCCUGGUCACACCGCACGUGAAUCAUUACCGCUAUAUCCAGCUGCACCUGCUGAUGGCCUGGGCUUCAAUGGCAGCCUUCAGCCUCUCCGAGAGCUUUCCGCUGGUGGUGCUUUCGACCUUUCUCUAUGGCUUCGCACUGGGCCCGCUGUUUCCGGGCGCACUGCUGGUGGCCGAGGAGAAGUUGGCACCUGAACCCUUAGAUGGACGAGCAGCAGGCUUCACUGUGGCCUGUGCCGCUCUGGGCGAGAUGUUGCUUCCCUUACUGACGGGACUCUGUUUUGACUGGGAUCACGCGUCUUUCGGUCCUGUGCAGUUAGCCAUAUGCAGUAGCUCACUGCUGAUCUUCGCUGGUGUGUGAGGGGCGCAGUUUCACCCAGUGAGGCUUGCAAUAGAUGUGCU